GGCCGGCGGCAGCAAUGGCGGCCAGCGGCAAGUCCUUCCUGGCCGACGCGGGCUACGGCGAGCAGGAGCUGGACGCCAACUCCGCCCUCAUGGAGCUGGACAAAGGCCUCAGGUCUGGCAAGCUCGGGGAGCAGUGCGAAGCCGUCGUUCGUUUUCCCAGGCUCUUCCAGAAAUACCCGUUCCCCAUUCUCAUCAACUCGGCGUUCCUAAAGCUGGCCGAUGUUUUCAGAGUGGGGAACAACUUCCUGAGGCUGUGUGUGCUGAAAGUUACUCAGCAGAGUGAGAAGCACUUGGAGAAGAUCCUAAAUGUGGAUGAAUUUGUCAAGAGAGUUUUCUCAGUAAUCCACAGCAAUGAUCCGGUUGCUCGGGCUAUUACGCUCCGGAUGUUGGGCAGCAUGGCAUCUAUCAUUCCGGAAAGGAAGAAUGCACAUCACAGCAUUCGCCAGAGUUUGGAUUCCCAUGAUAAUGUGGAAGUUGAAGCUGCUAUAUUUGCUGCUGCCAACUUUUCUGCACAAUCUAAGGAUUUUGCUGUUGGAAUAUGUAAUAAAAUCAGCGAGAUGAUUCAAGGUUUGGCCACACCUGUGGACUUGAAGCUGAAGUUGAUCCCUAUUUUGCAGCACAUGCACCACGAUGCCAGCCUGGCCUCCAGCUCCCGGCAGCUGCUGCAGCAGUUGGUGACAUCCUACCCCUCCACCAAGAUGGUCAUUGUCACUCUGCACACCUUUACUCUGCUUGCUGCAUCUUCUUUGGUUGACAUUCCCAAGCAGAUUCAACUUUUGUUGCAGUACUUGAAAAAUGACCCCAGGAAGGCUGUGAAGAGGCUUGCAAUCCAGGAUUUGAAGUUGUUGGCCAACAAGACACCACAUACAUGGAGCAGAGAAAAUAUUCAGGCACUCUGUGAAUCUGCUCUUAACACUCCUUAUGACAGCUUGAAAAUGGGCAUGUUAUCUGUUCUUUCCACAUUAUCAGGGACCAUUGCCAUUAAACAGUACUUCAGCAGUGCUCCAGGAGCAGCUGCUACAACUGCCAGGUCAUUUGAUUUGGUAAAACUAGCACAGGAAUGCUGUUACCAUACUAACCGUGGCAUUGCUGCUCAUGGAGUGAGAAUUCUGACCAAUAUUUCAGCCUCUUGCCAGGAAAAAGAUCUUCUGCCUUUGGAGCAAGAUGCAGUUUUUGGCUUAGAAGCUCUUCUUGUUCUCUGUAGUCAAGAUGACAGCCCAGGAGCUCAGGCAACCUUAAAGAUCACGCUGACCUGCAUGGUGAAGCUGGUGAAGUGCCGCCCUCACCUGAGCCAGUCUGUGGUGGAAUCCCUGCUGGCACAGCUGCACAGUGCCCAGGACAAUGCCAGGAUCCUCAUGUGCCACUGCCUGGCAGCCAUUGCCAUGCAGCUGCCUGUCUUGGCAGAUGGGAUGCUAGGAGACCUAAUGGACCUCUAUAAAUUAAUUGGACAAUCUGCUACAGAUAAAAAGCAGGAACUCUUGGUUUCUCUUGCCACGGUGAUAUUUGUUUCCAGUCAGAAAGCUUUGUCCACAGAAAUCAAAACUGUUAUCAAACAGCAGCUUGAGAAUGCCUCCAAUGGGUGGACAGCCUACAGGAUAGCCAGGCAGGCUUCCAGGAUGGGCAACCACGACAUGGCCAGAGAGCUGUACCAGAGCCUGCUGACCCAAGUGGCUUCAGAGCACUUCUACUUCUGGCUGAACAGCCUGAAGGAGUUCUCCCAUGCAGAGCAGUGCCUGGCAGGCCUGCAGGAGGACAACUACAGCUCCGCGCUCUCCUGCAUCGCCGAAGCCUUGAAGUCCUACCACAAAGGAAUAGCGUCACUGACGGCUGCUAGUACGCCACUUAAUCCUCUGAGCUUUCAAUGUGGAUUUGUGAAACUCAGGAUUGACCUUCUGCAAGCUUUUUCUCAACUUAUUUGUACCUGCAACAGCCUCAAAACAAGUCCACCCCCAGCUAUUGCCACAACGAUCGCUAUGACGUCGGGAAAUGAUCUCCAGAGGUGUGGCCGCAUCUCCAACCAGAUGAAACACUCAAUGGAGGAAUUCCGAAACUUGGCUACACGGUAUGGAGAUCUCUAUCAGUCAUCUUUUGAUGCAGACUCAGCAACUCUAAGGAAUGUAGAACUACAACAGCAGAGCUGCCUGCUGAUUUCACAUGCAAUAGAAGCUCUGAUUUUGGAUCCAGAAUCUGCAAGUUUCCAGGAAUAUAGCUCAAAUGGAACAGCUCAUGUUGAAAGUGAAUAUGAAAGAAGAAUGAUGUCUGUAUUUAAUCAUGUACUAGAGGAAGUGGAAUCCCUCAACAGGAAGUAUGCUCCUGUGUCUUACUUGCAUACAGCUUGUCUGUGCAAUGCUGUCAUUGCCUUGUUGAAGGUGCCCCUUUCAUUUCAGAGGUACUUUUUCCAAAAGCUGCAAUCUACAAGUAUUAAGCUCGCUCUAUCCCCAUCUCCAAGGAACCCAGCAGAGCCUAUAGCAGUACAGAACAACCAGCAGCUGGCCCUCAAGGUGGAAGGAGUGGUUCAGCACGGAUCUAAACCAGGCCUUUUCCGUAAAAUCCAGUCUGUCUGUCUGAAUGUCUCUUCAGUGCUGCAGAGCAAAUCUGGACAAGACUAUAAGAUUCCUCUUGACAACAUGACCAAUGAAAUGGAGCAGAGGGUGGAACCGCACAACGACUACUUCAGCACUCAGUUCCUGCUAAAUUUUGUGAUCCUUGGCACCCACAACAUCACCGUGGAGUCCUCUGUGAUAGAUUCAAAUGGUAUCGUCUGGAAAACUGGGCCUAAAACAACUAUUUUUGUGAAGUCUCUUGAGGAUCCAUACUCCCAGCAGGUUCGUCUCCAGCAGCAGCAGGGCCAGCCUCCGUCGCAGCAGCAGCAGCAGAGAACCGCGUACUCGCGCUUCUGAUUCCACCAGUGACUCCAGCAGGUCAACUGGUACUGCCGGUUUUUUGGACACUUCUUUUUUAAAUGUUUUUUGAAGAUUUUGUAUUGCAGCCUUCUCCUAGAAAGUCACAGAUGCCAGUUUGUUGCUUCUUGAAUUAUCUGGAGUAAAUUUGAACUUGAUUCAGCAGAGGCAGCUGUUUAAAUUUGGAGGUGUGCUCUUAGUAUAAGAACUUCUGCCUGAUCUCUAACUUUGGUUUACAAACCUGUUCCAGCAGGCUCCACAAACUGCAAUGGCAGGGGACACUAGGCUUCUUGACUGGUACUUUCUGUGCUGUUGUUUUUUGAAGCACAUAGGUUCUAAUGUCAGGUUUACAGGACAUAGGGAAGCACUUCUGUUUGGCUGGUUACACACACUUGGUAUUACACUCAUUUCUGUGUCUUUUAAUGUGAAGGAAUUGGCAGGAAUAUCCAGAGAUUCUUUUUCUGACAUUUUAUUUGCAAGUUCCAGUAUUUGGCUGGUGUAUGUAUGUUAUUAAAAUUCUUCAGCACAACUUAGUGCAUGCAGCUGGAAGAAAAAAAAUUGCAGUUCACUUGUGAUACCCAGUCGCUGCAGGGAGAGGAGACUGCUUGAGGGUUUGCUGUCUGGGGAGUCUUGCAAGAGGCAGAGUUUUACAGGUGGGAAUAAUCACUGUGUCUUAGAUUAUAUGGAAGCUAUUACCAUGUUGUUUUUUAAAAUUUUCAUGCAUCUGUAUUUCUGAAAACUUUUGUAGGGUUUUUUUUAAUUUGCUCUUUUAAGAGGGAAAUUAAAAUGAAUGACACCUUACACGUUGACAGCUCUUUUUUAAAAUGAGUCCUUUAUACCAAAACUUUGUAUCUUACGUGUUCUUUGACCAACUUGCGAAGCUUAACUGUUAAUUUUACAAGAUGACUGACUUGGAAUAGAAUUUUGCCAAUUCUAGAAAUUGAUCCAGAAUAAUUUUGGAAAUACACUGCUUCAUACAUAAUUUUCACACUUCCUUUGUGAUAUAAAAGGCUGAACUGUAUCCAGACUCACAGGCAGUAGAUCACAUAACAUGACCUUCACCUGCUCUUCAUAAAUAGUCUCUGCUUAUCACUCUGUAGGAAAGCAGGAUCCACUUGAGUGAGGAGGAGGAGGGUUGGCACUUCUUACAUACUUCAGCUUGUUAAUCCCUAUCUCUUGUAGCAGAAAUUUCUCUUGUUAUUUUCUCAGCAAAAUCCCAUGCUACUGUCAUUUCUUCAAUCUGAUUUCAUUCUAGAGUUGACUAGAGUUUACAGAUUUUGCUUGCUUCAAGUUCAGAGAAUAUGAUAAUGAAUUGCUGUAAGCUGAGGCUUCUUUUGCAUAGCAGGAUGAAGAAUUUUUUGCUGUGUUUUCCCAUAGUAGUUCUUCUUGGCUGGAGAUUAUCCAAAAAAAACCAAACAAAUUGGAAGUGAUGAUGCUAGAUAUCAUACCUUGGUCAGGCUGUAAUCCUAACUAGAAAUGGUAACUGGGAGGCAAGAUUGAAAUAGAAGACACAAAAUUGGUGAAACAUUGAGCAGCAUCCUCUGAAAAUUAUUUUCCUUUUGAGCAAGAGACACAAAGUGCCACCACCUUUCAAGCUGACUGAGGAAAGUGGUGGUUUCUGUCCCACUUUUGUGGUUCCUUGGCCAUAGUUUGGUGUGUGUGUAUACAUGCAGCUGUGUGUGCACACAUGCAUAUAUGUACCUGUAGCUACAGCUCAUUAAAUGGUCCAGAAAGAGGUGAUUGACCUGCUGCUGUCUAGGCUUUCUGUCAGAUUGAAGAUCUGAACUCUUUGUGGUCAGUUGGGUUUUUUCAUUAAAGCCAUAGAUCAGUGUCUUUACCACAAAAGUCUCUGUAUUUAAAAAAAAAAAAAGACUUCGAGAUCAAAGAGGUUUUUUUAUCCUGCAUAAUGAAUGUGUGUUUCUUGCUCUUAUUGACCAGUAUGUUGGUGGAAACCUUUGACAGUGCCUUUCCAAAACAACUCAGAAAUUACAAGACAUUUCCAUGCUGGAAAUGUGAUGUUCAGUCAUAAGUCAUGUGAUGUUCAGAGUGGGAAAGCCCUGCUCUGGCCUGAGCUUAACUGUCUGUGAGCUGGUGAGAUUAACCCUACUACAGCUGAACAAAGUGUUCCUUCUUUAAACAUGUCUGCUUGCCUGAUCUGAGAGGCCUCUAGAACUCCAAGAACUUAUAGCAGUUUUAAAGCCCAGCAAAUAAUACUUGAAGCCUGAGAAUCUGGAUGCUAGGUGUGGGAGAUUGCAGGGGAAGGAAAAUUGCAAUUGCUACUUUAUUGGAAAUUACCUUAUAUAGGAAGGUGGCUUGCUGUACAAAUACCUGUAUUUCUAACAAACUCUGAAGAGUUUCUCGUGCUCAUUCAUUUGCAGGUUAGUUAUAUGUGUGUUCUGAUCAGGAAAGACCCUGUACCUGUUAGUAAGUUCUCCUUUUAUACAAGCACAGUGUUUUAUGUUUUGGUGGAUUUGUAGUGAGUUUAUUUAGUGUGUGUGUGUUUUGUUUGUUUUCUAACGUGGUGUAUUUUUUAUUCCUAAUAAGCUGGGAAAUACACCUGUCAAACAGAAACCAUUUUAUGGCACACAAUGUCUCAAAAUACCUAAAGAGAAGUGAGGAAGAGUGUUAAAGUUACAGCAAUAUACAGAAAGCUGCUGUUGGAACUAUCAGCAGUGAAUGUGAUCCUUGACUAUUAGUGGAAGCAAGGAGGUUAUUCUUAUUUGAGUCCUGCAUUCAGUUUCUGGUGCCUGUACUUGAAGAUGUGCAACAAAGAAUUUGGAAGGCACUUCUAA
This is a messenger RNA of Passer montanus (Eurasian tree sparrow), 5692 nucleotides long. It is a transcript of the gene INTS7, whose product is annotated as integrator complex subunit 7. Lineage: Eukaryota; Metazoa; Chordata; Aves; Passeriformes; Passeridae. Gene Ontology annotation, biological process: snRNA 3'-end processing. The coding region runs from base 15 to 2900 and encodes 961 amino acids. The record is from RefSeq and is a predicted model, not a curated record. Gene Ontology annotation, cellular component: integrator complex. The transcript is spliced from 20 exons.